Messenger RNA from Drosophila santomea, 1423 nucleotides. RefSeq names its product islet cell autoantigen 1 (gene ICA69). Gene Ontology annotation, molecular function: protein domain specific binding. The transcript has 3 exons. Gene Ontology annotation, cellular component: Golgi apparatus. Lineage: Eukaryota; Metazoa; Arthropoda; Insecta; Diptera; Drosophilidae. Bases 188 to 1423 code for a protein of 411 amino acids. Gene Ontology annotation, biological process: regulation of transport. The record is from RefSeq and is a predicted model, not a curated record.
UUUAGUGUGACCCUAAAAAACUGCGCAGUUGACAGUGCUGCGAAGCUCCAAUUGAAAUCGAAUGGCGAUAGACAGUGGAAAAUAACGAGACAGCGCCACCCCACCGCCACCAACCGCCCCCCUAAACAACCACCCAGUGACGAAAAAUCAUCCGUAGCUAAAAACUGGAACGGAAAACGGCGAAAAUAUGCUCAAGUCGGAGGUUCAGCACCAGUUCUGGAUCACCAAGAAGGUGGUGCAGCGCAAGCUCGGAACGAAGGAGGACAAGCACGUAAUAUCCUCGGACGCGGAGCUGGAUUCUAAGAUCGAGGUGUUCAAAUCGAUAUCGGACACCAGCUUGAACCUGUGCAAAAUCAUUGACCAAUACCAGGAGCGCCUCUGCAUCCUGUCGCAGGAGGAGUGCGUGUUCGGCAGGUUCCUCAAGGAGGCGGGAAAGCGGAGCAGAACCACAGGCGGAAGUAUCGCCCACACGGCCAAGGCCGUAUCUUUCGCUGGACAGCAGAGGAUGUGCGUGCGGGUACCGCUCCUGCGGCUCCAGCACGAAGUCGAUGUGUUUCGCUGCCGGGCGGUAAAGGACACGGAGCAGACCCUCCAGUCGAUGGAGAAGGAGCGCACGGAAUAUCGCGCCGCUCUCUCGUGGAUGAAGUCCGCAAGCCAGGAACUGGAUCCCGAUACGGGAAAGGGUCUGGACAAGUUUCGCACGGCACAGGCCCACGUGCGGGUAGCCAAGCAUAAUUUCGAUGGCUACUCAAUGGAUUCCAUUCAGAAGAUUGAUUUACUAGCAGCUGCCCGCUGCAACAUGUAUUCCCAUGCUCUGGUGGCCUACGUAACGGAGUUAAAAAACUUUGCACAAAAGGCCGCCUCCACAUUCCAGACCAUAUCCAAAGCCUUGAUUAUAAAGCCCAAGUACGACUUCUGCGUGCUAAAGGAACUGUCUCAAAAUGAAGGCUCCACUGAGGAAGUUCCGCCAAUCGAAGCUGUGGAUAAGGACCAGUCAUUAUUCUUUGCCAACGAGUACCAGGAUAAGCUGGAAACCCAGCCGGAAACGAAGGAGUCUGAAGAGGAAAAACCAAGUGCACCUGCCACUGCCUGCGGCGACAAUGAAUCCUUGCUAAUUGAGCUCUCCAAGCAGCUGGAGGACAGUCCGCUUAUCGAUGCGCCGCUGGAUGAAGAAAUACCUGCCCAAAAUAGCAGCAACAAGCUAUGGUCGCGCUUGUUUAGCCAGCAGAAUCAACAACCCAUACCGAGCCAAGUAGCCAGGGAUUCCAAGGCAAGUGCAGGUGGCGCCACCCCGGUUCCCAGCAAAUCGCAGUCUACUAACAAUCCCUGGCUGGAUCUUUUCGCCGACUUGGAUCCCUUGGCCAAUCCGCAAGCCUUCGAUUUGAAAUUAAGCGGCGGGCGCAGUGUGGCCGAGCAGACCUGA